Tachyglossus aculeatus (Australian echidna) is the source of this 1667-nucleotide messenger RNA. RefSeq names its product protein kinase cAMP-dependent type II regulatory subunit beta (gene PRKAR2B). The transcript has 11 exons. The record is from RefSeq and is a predicted model, not a curated record. NCBI's taxonomy places the organism in Eukaryota, Metazoa, Chordata, Mammalia, Monotremata, Tachyglossidae. The coding region runs from base 71 to 1417 and encodes 448 amino acids.
UCCUCCGUGGUCGGUCGUCCGCGGGUCCCGCUGCCGUCGGGGCGGCCCCCGGCCCCGGGCCCCCGGCGGGAUGAGCAUCGACAUCCCCGCGGGGCUGACGGAGCUGCUGCAGGGCUUCACGGUGGAGGUGCUCCGCCACCAGCCCGGGGACCUGCUCGACUUCGCCCUGCGACACUUCACCCGCCUCCGCCGGGAGAGCCGGGCCCGGGCCGGCCCGGGGGCCGCCGGCAGCGGCAGCGGCAGCGGCAGCGACAGCAGCGGUGGCGGCGGCGGCGGCAGCCCCCGGCCCGGGAGCCCCGAGGGGCGGCCCCGCCCGGGCCCCGCCCGGGGCGUCAACUUCUCCGAGGAGCCCCCGCGCACCGACGACGAGGACGAGGAGGACGACGAGCCCCCCGCCGCCCCCGCCGCCCCCGCAGGCCCCGCCGCCCCCGCCGCCCUGCCCGGCCUGGGGGCCACCGAGUUCACCGCUCCAGUAAUAAAUCGAUUCACUAGGAGGGCAUCAGUUUGUGCAGAAGCUUACAAUCCAGAUGAAGAAGAGGAUGACGCAGAGUCCAGGAUUAUUCAUCCCAAAACAGACGAUCAGAGAACUAGAUUGCAAGAAGCUUGCAAAGACAUUCUUCUCUUUAAGAACCUGGAUCCGGAGCAGUUGUCUCAGGUAUUAGACGCCAUGUUUGAGAAGUUGGUCAAAGAAGGAGAGCAUGUCAUUAAUCAAGGUGAUGAUGGUGACAACUUCUAUGUAAUUGAUCGGGGCACAUUUGAUAUUUAUGUAAAAUGCGACGGAGUCGGAAGAUGCGUCGGUAACUACGAUAAUCGGGGAAGCUUUGGGGAGCUGGCAUUAAUGUAUAAUACACCCAGGGCCGCGACCAUUACUGCUACCUCUCCUGGCGCCCUUUGGGGAUUGGACAGAGUUACCUUCCGGAGAAUAAUUGUAAAAAACAAUGCCAAAAAGAGAAGAAUGUAUGAAAAUUUUAUCGAGUCUCUGCCAUUCCUUAAGUCUUUAGACGUAUCCGAACGUCUGAAAGUGGUGGAUGUGAUAGGCACCAAAAUCUAUAAAGAUGGGGAACAAAUCAUCGCUCAGGGAGACUUGGCUGAUUCUUUUUUCAUUGUGGAAUCCGGAGAAGUGAAAAUUACCAUGAAAAGGAAGAACAAACAGGAGGUGGAAGAGAAUGAUUCAGUAGAAAUAGCUCGAUACUCCAGGGGACAGUAUUUUGGAGAACUUGCAUUGGUCACAAAUAAACCUCGGGCUGCCUCUGCUUAUGCUAUUGGGACUGUCAAAUGUUUAGCCAUGGACGUGCAGGCAUUUGAAAGGCUUUUGGGGCCCUGCAUGGAAAUUAUGAAAAGGAACAUUGCAAACUACGAAGAGCAGCUAGUUGCCCUUUUUGGAACCAACACGGACAUUGCUGAUCUCAGCGCAUAAAGCGAAAUGGCUGAACGUCACGACCCGGUAUCACAGAAUAGCACAGUGGUGGGUAGUCCACUGAGAAUGUGUCGAUCUUUGUGUAGAUGCCACGCAUUUUCUCUGGUUUCAACUUUCGUCUUUUUUAACAUAAUACUUGUGGCUGUACCAGUAAACAAAGUAGACUUAAUAGGCAGUAGACCCGUACGUACCCUUCUUGAGAAGUAGAUUUUAAGAAAUCUAUGCUGAUGAAUUGGCCAUCUCCUGCUCU